UUUUUUCUUUGCCAGUAAAACAAGAGGUAAGAGCAUCAUCAUGUCGUCAUGGCGACCAUCCUCUUCAGCAUCACCUGGAUACCAUUGUACUUCUCUGACUAACCACAGGGUGACACUCUUUCUCUUUGGUGGUUACUGUCAGCACCGACAGCAAACACAGAAACCCACGGGGCUGAUGGGAGAUGUGAGGAGCUGUUAGAAACCACGUGGCCCUCGUCUGAUCUCACAGCUCGUCCUUGUUUGGCCUCAGCUGCAUCAGAGCUCCACUUCUCCCCAGGUUCACCAGAGGAAACACCACUCAACUAAAUGCUUUUCCUCCCAGCUGCUGCUCUGUGCUGUCUGUGUUCAGCGCUGGCUGCCAUGGCAACACAGCUGAUUCAGGAUGAUUUAACAUUGACCAGGAGAGUUGGUGGAGACGUCUCCUUCAACUGUCGAGGCACUGAGCAGUGUGACGAUGAUGAAGUAUUCUGGUACCAGAAGAGAGACACAGAAACAUUCACAAGGAUUCUGUAUAUUAUGAGGAAUACUGGUGUCAUAGAGAAGGAGAGAUACAAUCAUCCUCAGAAAGAUGAUUUCUCAGCUGUGAAUAUACAGAACGGCUGUAAGUUGCAGAUCCAGAAAGUUAAACUCGAUCAUUCAGCCACCUACUACUGCUCCUGUUGGAAUGUGGGAGUCGGAUUGAUCUACAUCUUUGGCUCUGGAACUAAACUGAUUGUAACAGAUGAGCCGGUAGUGAAGCCCGUGGUGAGCGUGUACCCAGCAGCAUCCAGAGCCCACCUGGAGGGGAAGAGCUCCCUGCUGUGUCUGGCCUCAGCCAUGUUUCCUCCUCUGGUCCAGUUCUCCUGGAAAAGACGAAAGGAGAAUGGUCCUCUGGAGGAGCUGCCCCGUGAUGAGGGACAGCAGCUGGAGAUCAGAAAGUCGGGAUGCAUCGCCUCCAUCUUGCUGAUCCAUCAGAAAGAGAACAGCAAAUAUAAAUACAGCUGCUACGUCCGGCACGAGGGGGGCACAGUGGAGGCCGAAACAGAACAAGAGGUUUCUACUCUUCCAACAUCUCCACCAUCACUUCCACCAGCCACUUCUGUCCCGUCUCAGCACCUCAGUACAGUGGAGGCCCAAACAGUGGAGGCCCAAACAGUGGAGGCCCAAACAGAACCAGAGGUUUCUACUCUUCCACCAUCAGCUUCUGUCCCGUCUCAGUACCAAGUGAAGUUGUUCUGUCUGCUGUACACCCAGCUGAUAGUGAAGAGUCUGGUGUACUGCUGUGGACUCUCUCUGCUGAUGAUCCUCAGAAACAAGGGACCAUCCACCAGCUGAACACAUGCUGACUGUUUUCUGCAAGCCUUUUCUAUCUAUAAAUUCAUCUAAUUAAUCACUUUGAUCAGUAUUGACAAAUAUCAAUUAGGACGUGUUGUAGUUGUCAACCUAAACAUACUCAUACAUAAAUAUAUUUUUGAAGUUACUAAGUGUGAAUUCUAUGUAGUGUUAUUUUAAUACUAUUUGAUACUGAUUAUUUCU
Perca flavescens (yellow perch) is the source of this 1515-nucleotide messenger RNA. RefSeq names its product immunoglobulin lambda-1 light chain-like. The transcript has 7 exons. The record is from RefSeq and is a predicted model, not a curated record. NCBI's taxonomy places the organism in Eukaryota, Metazoa, Chordata, Actinopteri, Perciformes, Percidae. Bases 307 to 1314 code for a protein of 335 amino acids.